Molecule: messenger RNA, 693 nt
Organism: Lagenorhynchus albirostris (white-beaked dolphin)
Lineage: Eukaryota; Metazoa; Chordata; Mammalia; Artiodactyla; Delphinidae
Gene: CD79B
Product: CD79b molecule
Exons: 6
Coding region: 1-693 (230 amino acids)
Biological process (GO): B cell differentiation; B cell receptor signaling pathway
Cellular component (GO): B cell receptor complex; membrane; external side of plasma membrane
Molecular function (GO): transmembrane signaling receptor activity
Source: RefSeq, a predicted model, not a curated record
AUGGCGGGGCCGGCGCUGUGUCCCGGGCUCAGCAGCUGGUUGGUGCCUCUGCUGCUGCUCCUUUCAGCAGGUGAGACGGUGCUGGAGGCCAAAACAGAGGCGCUCUACCGGAAUCCCAAAGGAGGCUCGUGUUCCCAGAUCUGGCAGCACCCACGUUUCGUGGCCAAGAAACGGGGCUCCAUGGUGGAAAUCAAGUGCCGCCUGGAGGACUCCGGCAGCGUGAGCUGGCUCCGGAAGCAGGAGGCGGACUCGGAGGCCAAGCUACUCCUCCCCGAAAAGGGCCGCAUCCUCCAGACCCACAACAGCAGCGAGGCCACGCUCGUCAUCCAGGACGUCCAGUUCCCGGACAACGGCAUCUACUUCUGCGAGGUGGAGUGCUCGCAGAGGCCCCCGAGGACAGAGCGCGGCUGUGGCACCGAGCUUCGGGUCAUGGGGUUCAGCACCUUGGCGCAGCUGAAGCGGCGGAACACGCUGAAAGAUGGCAUCAUCAUGAUCCAGACCCUGCUCAUCAUCCUCUUCAUCAUCGUGCCCAUCUUCCUGCUGCUGGACAAGGAUGACAGCAAGGCCGGGAUGGAGGAAGAUCACACCUAUGAGGGCCUGGACAUUGACCAGACAGCCACUUACGAGGAUAUAGUGACGCUGCGGACAGGAGAGGUGAAGUGGUCAGUGGGUGAACACCCAGGCCAGGAGUGA